AAAUUCGCCGGAAUUAUUAAGUAAUCAUAAUGAACGAUCUCGACGGUCUCUUAGCUGCCGAUUUCGGGUUCAAACCGCAGGGCAAAGCGGCCCCAAUGGCUGCAUCCAAAGGAUCUUCGAAUGCCCCCAAUAGUAGAAGCCUCAACUUCGAUUUGGGAUCCCGCGGUGCAUCCCGAUCCACUGGUAGCUUUGAUUCUUUCGGUGGUAAUUUUAUGGAUGAUGGUGAUUCGCCGUUUAGAUCGUCGGGUAAUCAGAAGAAUCAAGAUACUGGUGGUUUCGAUGAUCUGUUGGGGGGCUCUGCGAGAUACUCGAGCAAAUCGGAGAGUCGCGGAGCUGAUGCGUCGUUCAAUUUAGAUUCCAUGUAUCCUGGGUCCAGCGAUUUUGGUUCCAAGUCUAUGAACCCCCCUGUGUAUGACAAACCUGUCUAUGACGAUGACAUUUUCGUCGGCGUCCCGGGGUUAAAAAGCUCGUCUACAGCUAAUUAUGAUGAUGUUUUUGCAUCGGUAUCUUCGGCCCAGAAAGAAGUAGUAGCGCAUUGGAUGAUCUUCUGGGUGGGUUCGGUCAGUCUAGGCAUGAUGAGAAGAGAUCGGAGAAGGAUGACAAAAAUAAUCAAGAUUUUGACGGUUUGA
Messenger RNA from Neltuma alba, 629 nucleotides. RefSeq names its product auxilin-related protein 2-like. Bases 30 to 629 code for a protein of 199 amino acids. NCBI's taxonomy places the organism in Eukaryota, Viridiplantae, Streptophyta, Magnoliopsida, Fabales, Fabaceae. The transcript has a single exon. The record is from RefSeq and is a predicted model, not a curated record.